Molecule: messenger RNA, 3161 nt
Organism: Gadus morhua (Atlantic cod)
Lineage: Eukaryota; Metazoa; Chordata; Actinopteri; Gadiformes; Gadidae
Gene: pdpn
Product: podoplanin
Exons: 5
Coding region: 560-1273 (237 amino acids)
Biological process (GO): cell migration; positive regulation of platelet aggregation; cell adhesion
Source: RefSeq, a predicted model, not a curated record
CACACACGCACACGUACACACGCACACACACAUUCACCCCAGUUUACCGGACCCCUCCUCCAUCGCUGCUCCACUUACAGUCUCUCUCUCUCUUUCUCUCUCACCAUUUCCUCUACACCAGCAGAGCCUCUGUAACAUCCUCAAACCUCCCUCGCUCACUCCUUCUCCCUCCCUGCGUCUCUCGCUCAUCUCUCUUCACUCUCCCAGUAUACCCACCAUCAGCUCACUUAGCUCACUCCAACUCCAUCUCACGCCGACUCCAGACCCUUCUUUUGUUCCUGCCCUCCUCACUGCUGUCGGCCCUCCGCUCCUCCAGACAAAAGAAAAUCAACUCAAAAAAACUUUUGGAAUUCUUUUUCCGGCUUUUUUUUUUUUUUAAACCUCUCUGACCCUCCGCUCUUCCUCCAGACGGGGAGAGGCUGACUGGUGUGCACGAGCUGACACCCGGUGCCUUGCUCUUUGCCCUCCUGAGGAACUCUCUCUGCCACCGGUGACCGGAGAAGACGUGCACGGAGAACAUCUCAAUAUUCUUUACUCGUGUUUGAGGUUAUCCGCCACCAUGAAAGUUCAGCUGCUGAUCCUGUUGGCCCUGGCCGGUCCCUUCUGCGGCAUCACACGUGCCAGUCCCACCGGUCUCCCCGAAGAAAUGGGGGGCGUAACCGAGGUAACGCCUGAAAUCCCAGAGGAAGUGCACGAGGUGUUCACCGGGGCCCCCGCGACCGUACCAGCAGCUCUCCCCGCCGAAGUCACCACAGAAGCCAUCUCAGAGGUCGCCACGGAGACCGCCACGGAGACCACCCCAGAAAAAUCCACAGAGGCCACCGUAGAAGCCGACACACAGGCCGCCCUAGAGGUCGCCACCGGGGCGGCCACCGUAUCCGAAACAGAGGCUGCGACGGCGCAGGCGACCGUGGAAGACGCUUUCACCACCCAGGCCGCCCUCGUGGAGUCCACGACUGCGGAGACUCACUCGCCAGCGGAGGUGACGGAAGCGGCGGCUGAGACUACGGCAGAGGUCGACGCGGGGAAGACAGCGGCACCCACGGACAACCUUGUGGAUACUAGCACAAAGGUUGAUGGGCAAAUGGAGGGUGAGGAGGGUGAUGAAGGGAUGAGUUCGGGCCAGAUGGCCGGAGUGGUCAUCGGCGCCUUGAUCGCGAUCGUCAUCGUCAUCGCUGUGGUCUUCGCCCUCGUGAGGAGGAUGGGCAAAUACUCGGCCGCCAAGAAAGCCAAGAUCGUGAAAAGAAAGCGGGCAUCUUGGUUUCUUCCAUGAAGGAAAGAAGGAAAAACAAAGAGGCAGGAGCGCCCAGAGUUCUGGAAAUUGUGAACUACUGAAAUGUGAUGUCAUUUCCUGUCAUUAAACAACCAUGCUAUCAGCACUAGUCAAGCACUAGUGUAUGUGUGUGUGUGUGUGUGUGUGUGUGUGUGUGUGUGUGUGUGUGUGUGUGUGUGUGUGUGUGUGUGUGUGUGUGUGUGUGUGUGUGUGUGUGUGUGUGUGUGUGUGUGUGUGUGAGAGAGUGUGAGAGUGUGCGUGUGUGCGUCUGUGUUAUUCAGAGUUUGUGUGUGUGUGUGUGUGUGUGUGUGAGUACGCCUGUGUGUGCGCCUGUGUCUUUGUGUGUGUGUGUUUGUGUGUCUGUGUGUGUGUAUGUUUAUAUGUUUGUGUCGGUGGGCUGGUGGAGAAGAAAAAGGACAAGCAAUCAUCCGCAGCUCCUCCCGCAGCUCCACCAACCACCACCACCCCACCCCUCAUCUCCAUCCACCCACACCGACUACACCCCCCCCCCCCACCCUGCCCCCACAACCCAACAUGGUGGGGCGAAUUCUCUAGAAGACCUUCAAGGCCCAUUUGUUUGCGUCUAUAAAAGAGACGUGCUACUAAGUUAUUUGGCCGAUGGUGCUGUGAGCCUGCAACCUCUGGAAGUGGGCGGUGUUUAUCUCAAGACCAGUUAAUGCGACAAGAAAGAGGCCGCGAAUGGCUCCAUGUUAGUUUUCCUUCAAACAAAAUAAAAGUUUUAUCAAGUGAGGAAGUUCGGCGAAAGGAUGCUACGAAUUCCAAAAGGAUGUACAUAUACAGUCAAAUGUGAGGAGCUGACUUAGUCCACAGAUAAUUUCUAUCCAUCUCUUCACAGUUUCUCUUACCUUUAGCCUUCUACUAACACAGAGAAGCCCAAACAGCAGCCAUUCAGACUCUGCUGCUGCUGCUAUGUCCAAAGAACAAUUAGAAAAGUAUUCAGAACACCAGCCAAAGUUGAGUUACCUUGCCAAAGUAACUUGACAUAAAACGGAACCUCAGACAAUCGCAUGAAGCACAUAGUGCAGAUGUUGUUCUGACAAGGGCUAACGUAGAGAGCCUGAUAGGAAACUAGACACCUUCAUUUGCGAGGGGUAACGUGACACAUUCUGCCCUAUUUAACACUGACUUAUAAAAACAUAGUACAUAUCUGUGAAAUUCAGCAGAAGGGUUUGUGCCACUGUCUCUCUGGUAUUCCACCUAGUUUAGUUGGGGAGGAUUUGAAAGCGGCAUUAGUGUGAAUGGCCAAGUACAGGUCUAUUUUACGUCAGCUGGUCCUUAAUAAAAACGUUUGGCUUCCUCCCAUCCGAAUGGCCAUCGUAUAUUAACACAUCUCAGUGUUUCAUAGACAAUGUGUAGCAUUUACUUACUGAAUGUAUUUAUAGCACAGCAGCACUCACCCAACUAGCAAGUACACCAAAACAGCCAUGGACAAACACAAGCAAAACCCCAGCUGACAGAGAUGAACUACUUUUUUGAUUUUAGUGCUCAGUGUAAGGCAGCGACGCCCUGUCGUGUAUUUUGUUGUUCUUGUUUUGUUUAUUAGUUUCUUGUUCUUAUUCUCGCAUUUGUACGUUCAAUAAUGGUUGUAAAAAAAAAAAAUUAACUCUGCUUAGCUCUGCUUGAUUUUAGAAUCUCCGUUUAAUUGUCGUGCACUGAACGAGUGAUCUAACGUUUAAUGGCGAGGCUUUAGACACCGCAAACAUUUGCAACGUUAUCUAUCUUCACAGCCCUGUGCACCCCGCCCUGGCCCCUAUUACCACAUAGUAACAACUCGCUCUUCUAUUUUUUUUGCUUUAAUUUGUAUACUUUUAUUUAAUUGCAGUGUUUUUGCUCAUACUGUUUCAAUAAAAAAAAAUCAAAUACUAAA